UACGGGGAGACGUGUGUGGUUACAGAUGGACCAGCCGUGGAACUAAAUAAAAUAAAGAAGAGGUUGAAGGAGAUGGAAGAAGAGCAGGCGGCUCUCCGCGAAUUGCAGGCCAAAGUCGAGACCGAACUUAUUCACAAAAAGAAAGUCGAGAAGGAAAUGGGUGUCGUGCAAGACCCUGAUACUGAUGUUGCAGACCAGGCGGAUAAGGAAGAAGUGGACGCUCGUUAUAUAUUUGUUGGCAAUGUGGAUUAUGAAUGCACUCCUGAGGAAAUACAGCAGCAUUUUGUAUCAUGUGGUACAGUUAAUAGGAUUGUUGUUAGGACCGAUAAGUUUGGGAAGCCAAGGGGAUAUGCAUUUGUUGAAUUCGUUGAGGAAGAAUCUGUUCACGAGGCUCUUCUUCUAAAUGGAUCUGAGCUUCACGGACGCCAGCUUAAGGUAAAAGGCAAACGAACUAAUAUUCCAGGCAUGAACCAGCGGCGUGCAGAUCCUUGUUUGUGCUCUCAGGGCCAUGCACCAUGUGAAGCAGUUAUGGGCAUGAAGCAGCAGCGUGCAGAUCCUUGUUUGUGCUUUCAAGGCCA
Molecule: messenger RNA, 578 nt
Organism: Cuscuta europaea
Lineage: Eukaryota; Viridiplantae; Streptophyta; Magnoliopsida; Solanales; Convolvulaceae
Source: the annotation of a GenBank genome assembly